CGCCAUGAUUCCGUCAAGAUACACAGAAAUGUAGCCGAGAAAGAUUCUUGGCCCAAGUCGCAGUAUGCAACUGCACUGCGGUCUGUUGAUAGAGAUUUGAAUGAUCAGCAAAGGUUCAGACUAGGCCCGCGGUAUAAGAUCAGCCACGCGACACCAAACUGCAAGAUCCAGCUGUCAUAUCAAACAGUCAAUUCAUUCCUACAAACUCCAGGCCGGAGCAGAGACUUCCACAUUGAUGCAGCUCACGCCGCAAGAAUAGUUAUAAACCAAGCCAACCGUUACCUUGUUGUUCGUCUUUCAUCAUCCGAGAAAAUAUUCUACCGAAGCUCUUCAGAAGAUGAGAAGGACCCAAUUUUGGCGUUGGGGGUGGCCUUGUCAGCUCUGCUAGCAAUUCGGCAAUAUUGCGAGGAGCGACCGCUUGCAAAAUUUGCCCUGGACAACAUUCUCAAGUCUUAUCCCAACAACAAGACCAUCUUUCGAACACCAAUCACAGAUGAUAUGAAUGCCUUGACUCCCAAAGACUGGAUAGCCCCUCAUUGGGUCGCAGAUAUGUGUUUUACCCCCUGUUCUGGAACGAGCAUCGAACCUCUCAUCUACAUCUGCUGUGUAUAUGGGCAAAAGGAGGCUUUAAAGAGCUUUACAUCUCAGAAGUAUAAUCACUCUGACGAUUACAAGGAAAAAGGAAGAUCCAUGUCGAAUGGAAGGAAGUGUCAAAUCAUUUGCGGCGCCAUCGGGGCUUUCAUCAAAGUCCGCGUCUACCACGGCAUUGCCUGUCGGAAAGAAAAUAUCAAGAACGAAAAGUUGGACGGCACUGCCGAAUUCCCAGAGGGCAGAUGUCAAAGAGUUCUGAGGGAUUCAUUGGCUGCAGUGAGAUCAGCGAGGCAUUCUAGGAAGUGUAAAGGUGGAUGA
This is a messenger RNA of Colletotrichum orchidophilum, 909 nucleotides long. RefSeq lists its product as uncharacterized. The transcript has a single exon. The record is from RefSeq and is a predicted model, not a curated record. The annotation marks the transcript as partial. NCBI's taxonomy places the organism in Eukaryota, Fungi, Ascomycota, Sordariomycetes, Glomerellales, Glomerellaceae.